Molecule: messenger RNA, 1812 nt
Organism: Labrus mixtus (cuckoo wrasse)
Lineage: Eukaryota; Metazoa; Chordata; Actinopteri; Labriformes; Labridae
Gene: epsti1
Product: epithelial stromal interaction 1
Exons: 10
Coding region: 96-1121 (341 amino acids)
Molecular function (GO): ubiquitin binding
Source: RefSeq, a predicted model, not a curated record
ACAUACAGUACAGCUGAAAGCUGAAGGGAGCUGGCCCACGUGUGUUCUACCUGUUAAAGACUUUUAGACAUUAUUAGAGAUUCUCCUGCCGUGAGAUGGAUAACUAUCACAACCAGAGAGACUCCAGAAGAAACCAGCUGAACAGGGGUCUACAGGUCGACGCGUCAGGUGAGCCUGUGAAUAACAACGAUGAUGGUGCACCUGUCACACCUGACGCGGGACGGCAACAACCCGCAAACAGAGAGCCUCAACACUCCGGGGCGUACACUGUGAUACCUCCAAAUGAAUCCCAACGACGGAAAACAAUAUCGAUAAGCCAAAAAGAAGAAGAGGAUUUUAAGAGAUGGAAAGAAGCAAACAGACCGUCGUCUGUGCACACAAAUCCAGAAAAGCUGGGUGGUCAUGUGACAUUGGCUGAAGCCAGAGAGAAGCAAUCUGCAGACUUACAUUCCUCCAAAUUGCGGAAGAAGCUAAUGAAGGCGGAGUGUGACAAGAAGAGGAGACAAGAAAAGGACGAGGAGCUGGAGAAGAUGAAGGCUGUACAGAGAGAAAAGGCGGAGCAGCAGGAGCAGAGGAGGCGACAGGAGGAGCAGAGGAGGCGGGAGCUUCAUCGGCAGGAUCACCUCAGGGCAACUGAGAGUUUUCUACAGAGGUUUGAGAGGACGGCCGAGGGUCCACUGGCAUCCAGCAGUGCCACACACACGUCAUCCAGGAGUGAGGCUGUGGGGAGUUCAGCGAGGGAGAAGGAGGCAAAAAGUGUGCAGGAUGUUCAGCUGGAACAUCGAAGGGUGAACGCAUCCUUUCUGGACAGACUGGAAGGUCGAGGGCGAGGGGGUGAGAAGGGGGACGGCGUAAAAGAGGAGGAGCCUCCGUUCUUCACCUUUGAAGAGUCCAGCGUGGCUGAGAGACGACCCCCCUUCACUCACCUGGACCCCGGUCCAGAGCAGAACCUCUCUGACUGGAUGCAGGAAGGCGACUCAGAUCCAGACUCUGACUGGGCCCUGAUGGAACUGAUGAGCAGCUUUCCAAACUGCUGCAAAGUGUUCCUGGAGGAAAUCCUCGACCAGUGCAACGGGGACUACGACCAGGCCUCCGCACUCCUCAUCUCCACGCUCAGUUAAUUUGAUGUAUCUCUAAUGUGAUGGCGGCCACGCUUUUUAGAUUGUGUUUGAUGCUGCAGGAAACGUGUCACAUUCAAAUCCUAGCCUCGGGUGGCUCGGAAAAAUUUGAUACGCAUCAGGACACAGGGAUCAGGACCCCUCCAAGACGUCAAUUAAGCAGCACUUUUCUCCCCUUCUGCCCCCAGAUCUACAGAAUAACCACCAACACACAUUAAACAGAACCUACAUUUGAAGCUCGGUCCAAAGACAGCUGGACUUGUUGAAGAUCUCGUCACCUCUCCUCUGAAAGGCUUCUUCAGAUCUAAUCUAACUGGUGGACAGAGCUAGAAAUAAAAGCCUCUGUGGAUCAGUAGUUAGCUAAAUUCCUACUAAGAUUAUUUUAGAUCAUGCUACUAGUUGAAAUGUACAAAUGUACAUGUUUCUUCAAUUUGUUGUUUUUUUUAGCCUCAGCUGUCCUUGAGUGUGCUAAAGUGUGUUAUCUUUGUGUGCAGUUGUUUGUGAUAUCUAUGAAGAUGAAGGCCGUGACAUUAGCUGGUUUAGCAUUGAGAGAUGGGCUUUGAGAGUGGCACUACUCAAACUUUAAAAACACUAUAUCUUAACUUACAAAGUGUUUUAGUAAAUGAUCCUUAUCCACUUCCUUGUUUAAAAAAAAGUUUGUUUAAUCAAUAAAUAAGAAAUGGUUUGUGCUUAA